This is a messenger RNA of Nematostella vectensis (starlet sea anemone), 1828 nucleotides long. RefSeq names its product transmembrane prolyl 4-hydroxylase. Gene Ontology annotation, molecular function: iron ion binding; L-ascorbic acid binding; calcium ion binding. Gene Ontology annotation, biological process: peptidyl-proline hydroxylation to 4-hydroxy-L-proline. The transcript is spliced from 11 exons. The record is from RefSeq and is a predicted model, not a curated record. Gene Ontology annotation, cellular component: endoplasmic reticulum. The coding region runs from base 329 to 1633 and encodes 434 amino acids. NCBI's taxonomy places the organism in Eukaryota, Metazoa, Cnidaria, Anthozoa, Actiniaria, Edwardsiidae.
AGUCGUGCAACGUCUCGCGUAUGCGAGUUUUCAUGUUUACAGUGGCGUGACGUAAAAAUUAUGUAAACUUCUUCCUUUUUCAUCACUUAUAGCCGUGCAAUGCAAAUUUGGUAUUUGUCAAAUCCCUCGCCAGUACUGGUAGCUCUUUGCAAUAGUUUUUCGUUUUUUCUAUGAGAAUUUCAAAAUAGUAGGAUGGCUUGCUUUGGAAGAUUUUCUUCGACGACUUCCCAACCAAUGGAAUGUUGAGUGAAGGACAUCUUUUGCCUUUUCGUUGCAAAACCUUUGUGGAAUGAAACAGAGUGCGAAUGACCUCUAUCUCGUAUAAGCCAUGAAAUACUUAAUACUUGGUUUGAUUUUGACUACGAACAUUGUGAGUGUAAAGACUUCAAUCGUUGCUGAACCGGAAGACGAAGACACUUGUAGUUCCGAAUUGCCUUGUACUUCCACCAGAACGCUGUUUUAUUACAAUAAUAACAGCCCUAUACCAGUUGUGAAGCUUGCAAAGCUGGAUGGAGUCCGGGCUGGUCACAAGCAGCUUCUGGAUCUUGAAAAGGGCCAAACCCAUCACAUGAUUACAAGAAGUAUGAGACCUUUAGUGUUUGAAGUUCCACACUUUUUGUCUGAUGAUGAAUGUGAUCACAUUAUCAAAAUGGCCAGUGAACGAGAGCUUUAUGAAAGCUCAGCAGGAAGUUAUACAGAACCAAAAAAUUCAGAUGAUGAUGAAGACAAAAUGCUUGAGAACUAUGAAGAUUGCAAACGUAUCAUCAGUGAAUUCGAUACCGAUUCUGAUGGACAGCUAUCUAUCUCAGAGUUCCAAGCAUUCAUUGUGAACACUUCAUCAAUGCCUCACAUACAUCUGAAGGAAAUCAAAAACAUGUUGAAAGCUGGGAAUGCAGACCCUAAUGGUGAUGGAUUCGUGAAUUUUACGGAGUGUGUCAAUGCCAACUAUUCAGCAAUUGAAAAGUUCAUAACAGACCUUGAAGACGAGCAUCCCCUGUAUCGAGCUCGAUACAGCAAUCAGACAUGGCUGCCUGUCGAUAACAUUAAAGACCCUAUUCACAAGAAAAUACAGCAAAGACUUUCAAAGCUGGUCCAGAUGCCAAUUGAAUUGCUAGAGAAAUGCGAGGAACUUCAGGUUGUCCGGUAUCCAGUAUCUGGUCAUUUCCAUGCUCAUUAUGACUCCAGUCAUUAUUUAACAUUGAAGGAGACAUUGCCUUGCUGUGCACUAAGUGUGUUACUGAGUAAUGACUCAGAACUGUUGCAUCCAGAAGGCAAAUGUCAUCUCUGCAGGUUUAUGACAGUGCUGUAUUACCUAAAUGACGUCACUGCAGGUGGCGAGACUGCGUUUCCUGUAGCUGAUAAUGAGACUUUUGAUGACGAGGUGGUUGAUCGCAAAGGCUUACAUAACCUAAGCGCACGUUGUAACAUGUCCAACCUUGUUUUGAAGCCAGCCAAAGGCACAGCUAUUGUCUUUUACAAUCACCAUAUUGACCAGGAAACUGGCCAGAUUGGGCCAGUAGACGAGUACUCCCUGCAUGGUGGUUGUGAUGUAAAGGAAGGAGUCAAAUGGAUUGCAACAAACUGGAUCAACAAUUUGCCCCAUGUUAUGAAGAGAACCAAGAAAGGGCAGUAAAAUAGUUUCAAUAUCUUAGCCUAGAUUAAUUUUGAGCAAAUCUGUUUUUUACAUAGCUGUAUUAUAGACUGCAUAGCAGGAAAAAAGGUAUGUGGUUCUUGGAAUAGUUUAGGAGCAAAAUCAUUAGUCUUUAUCUCCAGGAUUGUCUCCCCUUCUACUCAAGACUCUUGUUCUUGCUACACAGGUUAUCUUUGA